Messenger RNA from Pelagomonas calceolata, 1450 nucleotides. The record is from the annotation of a GenBank genome assembly. Lineage: Eukaryota; Pelagophyceae; Pelagomonadales; Pelagomonadaceae.
UUACGCUAUGAUUAUAGGCAAGGCUGAAGGGCGACGAACGCUCUGCGCUUGCGUGAGAGCCGCUCUUGUCGAGCCGCGAGACGCGGUGACGAGCAGGCAUCGCGAGAUCCGCCGUACACGCGUGCGGGGCGCUUCGAGCGCUGCUCUUUCAGCUGACAGCAGAGGAGCACUUGCUGCAGAGCGCGACGCCACCGACGCAGCACCCAAAAGAUGAGCGGCUUCACCUGCCUCACGGCGCCCGGCGUCGUGUUUGAAGAUAAGGCCGCGUUCACGGCGCACUACAAGAGCGAGUGGCACCGCUAUAACCUGAAGAGGCGGACGGCGCAGCUGCCCAUGGUGUCCCUCGACGAGUUCGAACGGCGACGAGCAGCGGCUCAAGAGGCCUCGCCGGCUCCGAAGGGCCAGGCCCACGUCAAGGCCAACAAGCGCGAAAAACGAAGUAAGCGGCGAGAGUUGAAAGGGGCGUCGGUCGUGGAUUCCGUCUCGGGCUACCGUUCUUCGUUAAAUGUGGCCGACGGGCCCGCGUCGAAGCCGACGGAAGAUAUCAAUGAAGAAUCUGAAGAGGAGGAGAUCGAGGAGGUCACAGCCGAAGCUCGGUGUUCUGACUCGUUCUUCGACAAUGAACGGUUUGAGACCUCCGAGGAGGCGUUGGCGUACAUGCACCGCACCUACGGCUUUGUAUUACCGGAAUCGCCGUACAUUUGUGAUGUGGACGGGUUAUCAUUGUACCUAUGCGCCAAAGUAAAACAAGGCCGGACGUGCCUCUGGUGCGGGAGGCAGUUCCGAAGCUAUCGAGCCUGCCAGCAGCACAUGAUCGACAAGUCCCACGUGAAAGUGGCCUACGAGAGCGACGCAUCAGUGGAUGAACUAAGUGACUACUACGACUUCUCGGCAUCCUAUGCAGGAUUGGACGACGACGCGGUGAAGGCGUUGGGCGUCGACGACGACGAGGCAGAUGACAAUUCCGAGGACGGCUGGGAGACGGCGUCGUCCACGUCUGAUGAUCAGAUUGUUACUCGAAGGGCCCCGAAGGUCAAGGUAUUAGGCACUGGUGAAUUACUCUUACGGAGUAAUGGUCGUAAAAAGAUCGUCGGCGCGCGGUGGCUCCGGAGCUACUAUCGCCAGAACCACCGCUUGGACGAUGAAAGGGACGCGACGGUCGCGGUGCGGGCGGAACAACGGGAUAGACUCCUAGCGGCGUACGGGCGCGAGCAUCAUGAGAGAGGCGGCUUCCUGCUGGGCCUGGCGGCCCAAUAUAAUAGGAGGACGGUCUUCAAGCAGCUCGCGCGGGACCAGCGCGCGCAGAACCGCAUGGAGAUGCGGACGGCCGGCUUCCGGUCGGGUGGCAAGGCCAAGGACUUCAAGCAGAACAAGCUCAUCAAGCACGCGGUGGCCGGGAAGAACCGGGGCGAGGGGCUCGGGGUGCAUGGCUAAGCGUAGUUGUUCUCAA